Coniophora puteana RWD-64-598 SS2 is the source of this 3245-nucleotide messenger RNA. RefSeq lists its product as uncharacterized. Bases 89 to 2920 code for a protein of 943 amino acids. NCBI's taxonomy places the organism in Eukaryota, Fungi, Basidiomycota, Agaricomycetes, Boletales, Coniophoraceae. The record is from RefSeq and is a predicted model, not a curated record. The transcript is spliced from 3 exons.
AGCGACAUCGCUUCUGUGGCCAGGCCACGCCAGAAAAAAGAGAUAGCCAUCCUGGAUUUCCCAUUCUCUUCAUGUUCUACAGCUCACAAUGUCAAAAAAUCGUACCUUUGGUUAUCAAAAUCAGCCAGCUCCUGCCAUGUCGCCUACUCCGUUCUUUACCGCAGGCGGUGCCGUAAAUCCUCUCUCGCCAGACGACGAAGACGACAACGACAUCUGUCCGGUUUGCGAUGGGGACUGCACUUGCGACAACAGACCACGAGUUGUCACCGUCCCCAUAGCCUCCACCAGCACUCACGCCCCAUCCACCAAUGCGCAUUCUGUUGCUACACCUGUCGCUUCCACCAGCUCAUCCUCUCACGCACCCGCUGUUCAGUCGUUGAAAAUCAAACUCACCGUCCCCACCAGCAUGCAAAACAGGGUACGCGCUCAGGCUGCUCACCACAAAAAAUCCAGGGGAGGUGUAGACCGCGCAUUUACCAGCAAUGCUGGGGAAAAAUCCAGCUCAAGUCGCAUCCCACAUCUAGGCACCAGCGUUCACGGCCAAGCCACAUCUUCAGACUUGACAAAGCGCAAGGGGCGCAAGCUCGCCACAACUUCACAAGACCGAUCCAGACUUUCGGCACAAGAACGGCUAACUGGUGCAAGCGAGCAGUCCACGUUACCCCAUUUCCACUAUCAGUCCCAAUCGCACCAUCACCGUGGACAGCAGUCAUAUGGCGCCAGCUCUCGGAACGCUGCUGGGAAACAGAAGAUCCCUUCGAGUGCCUCGAGGCCCCCUGCCAAAUCUGCCAAACAAAAGGGCAAAUCUACGGCUGUCAAAAAAGGGUCUUCGUCCAAGAAGAAGUCCGCCGCUCGUGACGCCUCGGAUUCUGACUUUGCCUUUGAGGACGAAAGCUUACUAGACGAUGACGACGACAAUGGCAGUUUCCCUACUUUCUUGUCGGCAUCGGCGCUUUCAUCUGGUGCUUCUUCUGACUCCUCUUCGGAAUCAGUGUCAGAGUCGACAGGUUUCGACUCCGAUUCAUCACUAGAAGCCGAGGAAGAGACCUACAUUCUUUCCGAGCAGAGACGCCAAGAGAAAGCUCGCGUACGUCGUGAACUUCUUGGUGAUGAAACCUAUCGCCACAAAGACAUUCAUAACAACUGGGUCAUCCGUCCCCGCAAGAAAAGUGUCGGUCUCUCCGAUGUUGAGAUGGACAGUGACAACGAUGAUACAUCGAACGGUGAGGAAGAGGAAGAGGAAGGGGAGGAUGAAAUGGAAGCAGAGGACGACGACGAAACUGAUGAUCAGCUGCCCUCCCGUCGGUUCAAGGGCCUCGUGACGGGUUGGUCAGAGUCAGAAGAGUCGACUUUUGAUGCGGACAUCUUCUUCGCCAACUUGUCAAGCUCUGACUCUGAAUCUGUUGACGACGAGAACCCCGAACAGUAUGUUAGGAACGCAGAGCAAGAAAGCGCGAUCGCUACUCCGGUUACGCCCCGUACUAUGGACUUCGAGGUUACCGAAGGCUGGGAUGGCCAAAUCGUCUUUACGAACGGUUUGACCUCCAAUCAAGUUGUCGAUAUGGAUUUCGAAGCACAUACAGUCCAGCUCACAUCCGAAGACGGCACAUCAGUUACCCAGUCCAGUGAUGUCGAGAUGCGUAACAGUGAGGGCGACGAAGGAGGCUAUGAGGAGGAGGACGAAGAGUUUGAUGACGGUGAGAGCGGUGAUACAACAGAAGAGGAGCUGGUCGACGAAAGGGGUCUACCGACCUCCCGCGCCAUGCGCAUGUUCCGAUGGCCAGCUAGUGUCUCCGCAAUCAACCCUCUUUCUACCGUCAGCCCGACAGUCAGUCCAGCCCCCAAUAAUCGGCGUACCACCAGCGCCUCUCUUCGACCUAUGGGCUCCCCUAGACCUGCCGACAUACUUGCUGGUCGGGUGUUCUUCGACGAGUCUGAUGAGCACCCAGAUAGCGGAGAGGGCAGUAGCGGUGGCCGUGUGCGUGUGGUUUCGCGCGCUGGCGAACCUUUGAUGGGCCAGUUCGACGUCGAGCCCGAAACCCCCCAGAAGGCUGCGAUUAUUACUGGGGCCAAUAAGGACGUUCCAUCUCCUUUCCCUCGACUUGGCCAUCGCAGGCGAUUCUCAAGCAGCGCCGGAAGCUUCAGUAGUAUGGACUUCCGCGGUCGUUCUUUAUCUCGAUUCGACGUUUUUACAUCCGGACCAGUCACGCUUGCGUCUUCCGAAGAUCCUUUCUCCGAAACCUCGUCUGAGAUGCCGCUCGGUGAGGAAAUCGAUCUCGACGAUGUUUUAGAUCCAUCCUACCUUAACGACACUUCCGCAUCGGAGUAUCCUGCCAUGUCGAGCACUGCUAGCGAAGGCGAGUCAAACCCUCAAAACUUUUACCGCUGGGACCGUGUCCCAGUGGGCGCAUUCCGCCUUACCCGAGAAGGCGCGGGAGACGUCACAUCGUCCCCCGGAUGGACGUCAGAACCUCCGACCUCGACUAUCGACGAUCAUGUUCUGUCGUACUCAAAUAUGAUGAAAAGCAGCCCUCUAAGCACCCUCCUUUGGCACGAUAGACGGCCGGACGUCAACGAGACUCCUACGAAGUCUCGUGGUGGUGUCACCGUCUCCCCAGUCGUGAUCCCUUCUCGCGAUGGCGAUCAAACUCCCGUGCCUGCACCUCAACCGGCCGCUUCCUCCUUUAAUCACCAACACUCGCAGAAAACACGAAAAGAGUCGCGUAGAGAAAUGAAAAGAGUCAAGCGGAAACUGUAUGGCCCCGUGCACAGCCAUUACAGUCACCAUCAGCAACAUCAGUUCCGUCAACACCAUCAUUAUCAUCAUCAUCACCACCCGAAUGCAAAACCGCGCGGCGCUGCUGGCGUGCAGCGCAUGAAAUUCAGUUCUCCGUCCACCAUUCCCUCCUUGAACAUAUAGGCAUUGCAUCGUUAUAUCGCCUACUCAUCCUUGGUUCUUUUGGUCUCCUCUCCUCCCAUACUGCCUCAUGCUUAUGGUUUUACUCUUCUAUUCUGUUGUAUUCCUCUUGCCCAUGAUACUCAUGCCCCUCACGCACAUCAUUUUACCUUCCUCAAGUGCAUCGACUCUUGCAAUUAUACCUAUACUCCUCAAGUUGUAUCUAUGGAUAUACGUCCAUUGUGUAUCCGCCUCUAUCAUGUCACAUUUGGUUUCUGAAAAUAGCCACUUCCAUGACUUCGUCUACUCAGUACUGUUUCGCCGUUUCCUUUUGCCGGCUUUUGCGCAU